GUUCGUCUACUUAUUACGUUAUGAAUGUUUGUAAAAUUCACUCACAGUUCAUAACAGAAGUUGCGCGCUUCGCCGCUUUGGCUUUUAAGUGCCAUUUUGCAUGCAUAUGAUUACAGAAACGUAGCAAAAAUUAUAGUGCGUUAUUAAUUAAAUAUAAGAUCGACUUACUUUGUAACUAUAUAAUUCUGUACUAGGUAUACUUACACAAUGUUACCCGGAGACGUCAAGGAUUGAAUUAAAAUGUUGCGCCAGUUCAAAUGUUGUCUUGAACAAUGUAUUAUGUUGAAAUUUGGACUUUGUGUUGACACAAUUCUGUGGAAAGUACAACCUUCUUAUUUUUACUUAGGCCUUUUAGGUCAAAAAAGUGUUAGUAAUAUUACAGUUUUCAACAGUAUACAAAGGAGCAAGACAUUCAGUCCAAUAAAGUCUCCAUCACUGCAAUUUAAUUUUUGUUUUAAGGAACAGAGUGAAUCUGGAUCAGCAAAUGAAAACCUGCACAAUCUAAGUGGAAGUGAGGAUGAAGAACAAAACGAUAAGAAGAAUAGCAGGACUUCCAAAAAGGGACCUACAUUAGAUUCAUGGGUUAAGAAAUCAGAAAAAGAGUCAAAAGGGAGGAACAAGCGGUCUAGAAAAGAUGAUGGUGAUGUCAAAGAAACCGAAGCAAAAAAAUCGAAAUCUUCAAAUCCUGUAGAGGAAAGUCUUGCUGACACUGAUUUCAACACUUGUGAAAAAACUACAACAGAUGGAAAAACCUGGAACUUUAAAAUAUCAUCUUGGAAUGUAGCUGGAAUCCGAGCAUGGCUAAAGAAAGGUGGCAUACACUACAUUAACAAGGAACAGCCAGAUAUAUUAACAUUGCAGGAGACUAAAUGCUCUGAGAAGAAGUUGCCUCCUGAGGUGAAAGUUCCUGGUUACCACACAUAUUGGCUUGGAAGUGAGAAGGAAGGUUAUGCGGGUGUAGCUCUGUACACAAAAGAAAAACCAGUUGACAUCAAAUACGGAAUUGGUGACAAAAGUUUUGACAAAGAGGGACGACUCAUUACUGCAGAGUAUGAAAAGUUUUACCUUGUUGCAACUUAUGUUGUCAAUGCAGGACAAGGAUUGAAGACACUUGAUAGAAAAAUUGAGUGGAAUAAGCUAUUUGAAGAGUAUUUGAAAAAUUUGGACGCUAAGAAACCUGUCAUUCUUACUGGCGAUAUGAAUGUAGCGCAUAAAGAAAUAGACCUAAAGAACCCCAAGACCAACCAGAAGUCAGCCGGUUUCACUCCUGAAGAGAGGGAAGGCAUGACUAGUUUGUUGAGUCAAGGUUUUGUUGACACAUAUCGACACUUCAACCCAGAUAAAGAAGGGGCUUACACAUUCUGGACCUAUAUGAACAAUGCAAGGGCUAACAAUACUGGCUGGAGACUGGACUAUUUCAUAGUGUCUGAACGGUUUCUGCCAGCUGUGUGUGAUAAUGUCAUCAGGGAGAAAGUCCUUGGUAGUGAUCAUUGUCCUAUCACCCUGUUCCUGCAUCUGUAGGAUCUACAAAGGUCUAAGUCUUUGACAGUUCCUACCUGAACAGUUAAGUACAAGCGAGUUUUUUGCUGCUACAAGAUCUAACGUAAAUGUAAUUAGCUUAAGUUAAGGUUGAAUACAAUGCAAAUAUAAUUUGUAAAUGAUUGAACUAUUUUGAGAAAAAUGUAUUAACCAAUUAAAUCUAUCAGUGACCAAUUACUGAUUGAAACAUAUUGCAAUGUGUGGUCCAGAAUGGGCAUGUACAAUUCCAGUUACAUUUAUAAAAUAUUAAUUUUAGUCCACCAGUUAACAAGUAAGGACAUUAAAACAUAGUACAGCAGUUAUGUGAGUUGCUGUAUUAAUUGCUGUCAUAGUUUUAUUUUAGGGUUUAUUGACAAUAUUCUACCAAUUGUUUGAAAAAAGCUACUGAUUUAAAUUAAAGUCUAUGAUUGGUCCAAGCAUGUUAUUUUGUCCUUUAGGUCUGAUUUUACAGUUGGAUGAAAACAAAUAUGACAACUAUUGUUAUUUGGUGGAAACAUAUAAAAAAUUUAACAUUUUGUUGUGGAAUGAUUUUUGAUUCUUUAUUUGUUUUGUCUUAUAAUAAACGAAGAAAGUAAUAUUCCCUUAUAAAUCAAUUUCUGGUAUCUUAAAUUGUAUUUUUUUCAAAUUAAUCACGGUUUAAUUUUUACCACCAAGAAAUGUUGUUAAACCAUUCUGAUUAAACUCUUUACUAUUUUCUUGUUAUGUUGUUGGAAUUACUAUAUGUUGUUGGAAAUAGUUUUAUGUUAUUCCAUAAUGAAAAGUAAGUGUUUGCAUUAUAAAAACAUUGCUUUUUAAAAGAAUAUUUCACUUCAAAAAUACUGAUGUUAAAAUUAUUUUUGUAGCUGUCGAUUUUUAUUGACUUGGCAUUUUCUUCGGAGACUAAAAUCAAUAGUAUUAUCUUCAAGGAAGAUUAAUGAUGUUUUCUUCGUUUUCAUUAAAUUAGUUGUACUUUUUUACUGUUAGUGGUAUGAUACUAGUUUUGUAUAUUCAUGUGUAGUGAGGAAUAGCAAAGUCAAAAAUAAAUGUUGAUUGUUGUGGA
Molecule: messenger RNA, 2578 nt
Organism: Homalodisca vitripennis (glassy-winged sharpshooter)
Lineage: Eukaryota; Metazoa; Arthropoda; Insecta; Hemiptera; Cicadellidae
Gene: Rrp1
Product: DNA-(apurinic or apyrimidinic site) endonuclease
Exons: 9
Coding region: 241-1521 (426 amino acids)
Biological process (GO): base-excision repair
Cellular component (GO): nucleus
Molecular function (GO): double-stranded DNA 3'-5' DNA exonuclease activity; endonuclease activity; phosphoric diester hydrolase activity
Source: RefSeq, a predicted model, not a curated record